AUGGGACUAGAUCGAGUAGCAGAAAGUACGCAAAUUUUACCAGGGGUGGUCGGGUCUCAAGAUGAUCAUGAGAAAGCGAAAGAAUUGCUCGACCAGAUAGUGGAAUUAUUUGAGGAUGCAGAACGAACAUCGGUAAAGUUGAAGCCUACGAGGAAGGAUUCUAAUGUUUGUGACACCGCAAACGAUUUGGAUGAGGCUACGGCUUCCCUGCAUAAGAAGCUGGAGAUGCUAUCACUAAGGCGGGUGGUCAAUGGCUUGGUCGAACUGUUCCCAGCCGCUCGGCAGGAGCAGAAACGGCUGUGCGAGGAGGACGGGUCUGAAUUAGCAUCGGAUAAGAACACGUCGCUCAUUGCUCCUUUUGUCGCCGAACAAGACCCUGAGCUUAGUACUGCCAUCAAGUCUAACCAUUCUGGUGGGGAACAAAUCUUUAACAUCACAUUCGCCGGAAGCCAAAAUUACGGUCUUCAACAAGGCUACUUCUCCGGGCAGCAAACGAACAAUUUUGGGGGCUCGACCUUAAGGUACAUUACUGAUUUAGGACUUUCUUAUUAA
Molecule: messenger RNA, 552 nt
Organism: Rhinocladiella mackenziei CBS 650.93
Lineage: Eukaryota; Fungi; Ascomycota; Eurotiomycetes; Chaetothyriales; Herpotrichiellaceae
Exons: 2
Coding region: 1-552 (183 amino acids)
Source: RefSeq, a predicted model, not a curated record